CAUAUGAUGAACCUGUCGAGAAAUCAGAAGCAUUAUUCCUUUCUAAAAUAUUUGGGCCAAAGCCAAUCACUAACAUCCAGAAUUAUGGGGCAAGGAUUUACUACAAUACACUAGUGCCUUGUAACGGCAGGGUUAUCAAAUAUGGUGUCAUUAGCACAGAUGUCCUAAUUGAAGAUUUGCUUCACUGGAAGACUCUCUAUGUAGCUGGGCGCCUACAAAAGCCGGUCAAAAUCCUUACACAGAAUGAGAAUGUGAAGUUGCAGUUUGCCCUUGCUAGCAAUUUGAAGAGUGCCAUCACAGCUGCUUUUCUUAUGCUGCCUGAAAGUUUUUCUGAAGAGGAUCUUUAUAUGCAGAUUGCUGGACUCUCAUAUAGUGGUGACUUCAGAAUGAUAAUUGGAGAAGAUAAAGCAAAGGUUAUGAACAUAGUAAAGCCAAACAUGUUACAUUUUCAGAAGCUGUAUGGUAACAUAUUGGAAGAUUGUCCUCAAGUGGUGUACAAGCAUCAGAUGGGCAGGCUAGAGAUAGAUAAGAGUCCAGAAGGUCAAUUUGCACAGCUAAUGGCUCUCCCAAGGACACUGCAGCAGCAAAUAACUUCUCUCAUGGAUCCUCCAGGGAAGAACAGAGAUGUUGAAGAAAUUUUAUUGCAAGUCGCCCAUGACCCUGAUUGUGGAUUAGUGGUACAUCAGGGCAUUUCAGGAAUUGUGAGAGCGUCCAGUCUAAUUCAGACUGCUAAAACCGCCUUAACAGCUGGGAUGAAAAAGUCGGUGACUUACAGCAUGAAAAAACUUUACAAAAUGACAAAAGGAUGGCUGAGGAAGACAUGAUGACUGUAGGUUUAUGCAACUGAUAUUCUUGUGGAUAAACGCUAUCCCAGUUCUACAUGUUGCAUCAUCAUGCCUUGGAAAAUUUAAGACUAUGCAGAAACAUGUUUGUGCUAUUUAUAUACAGACAGUCUUGAAGAGAAGAUAAACAGAGAUCUUCAUUUUCUGUUUCCUUGAAGAAUAUCUGGAGGAUUUCCCCCCAAUGCCUCUUAGAACAGUUUGUUUUCUACCUUUACAGAAUCAACUGGUUUUAAGUGUGAGCUGUGUAACUGUUGUCAUUUUUCACUCCUUCAGAAUGUCCUCCCUUGCAUGUUGUGACAUUUUUUAGUUCUCUCUGGUAUUUUUUUCUGUCAGCUUUUCUGCAGGGGUAAUUCUUUGUUCUUUCAUCUUUGACUACACCAAAAGCUCUCAAUGGUCUACUCACACAGCUUUAAGAAACACAGAAAUUGCUGGAUUGAAUUCCUGUCCUUGUAGCCCUCUGCUGUGCAGAGUGGUGUGUCAAGUACCGAUGGAAAAAGGUCAGCCUUUUUUUAAAAGGCAUAGUUGACAGCAACAUGAUUCACAGCCAAAUAUUGAUGAGUGGGUCAUAUUUCAAAACAAGGUCGGGUUAUAGUUGAGCUUCUGUGUCUGAUAAUGUGUGUAUAGGGGUGUGUGGAUACAUAAUUUAAGCCUUCUUGUGUACUGCCACUUCAGAGGGCUUUUAAUGUCAGCCUCUGGUUAAAAUAAGGGGACAAUUUUCUUGUUACAAGUUGCUUUCAUUCCUCACCAACCUAAAUGUAUGAAUAUCAGUUAUCGACACUCGAAGACAUCAAAGCUGAUGUGGCUAAUUCUCUAAUUAAUGACACACAGCCAUCAGUAUUGCACUAUAUUAUUAGAGGGAUUCAAAUAAUGGCAUUAGUCCUAAUAUCUGUUGACUUCAAUGAGGAAUCUUGUAUUUGUUUCCCUUGGGUUGUUUAUUUUUUUGUUUUUCCCACUACAUGUUCUCCUCCAUGAUAAAAGUGUUUUGUUAAGAUUUUUUUUUUUAAAUUUGCAAGAUGUUUACCACAGAGAAAUGGGCAAAGGCAUUAAGAUGUAUGUGGGGGUUUCUGCUGGUGACAGCUGAAUGCAAAGAGAACAUGGCAAGACUGAACCCGAGAAAUAAGAAGAUGGUUCUCUUACAAGUUAAACCAUGAUAAAUAGUUGUAGAUUCUUUUUUAAUUAAAAAGCUUAGAAGAUCUUUGCUUCACAAGUCAUUUUAAUUUGGUUACAGUACAGUAAAACCUCUAACUUAUGGGCUUAAGGGAAAUCACUACCCAGCAUAUAUGUGGAUUGGAGGUCCAAUUGGUACAUGUACUUGAAAACUGGUAAUAGCAUUACUUCUAGGAAUAAUAUAAAUUUAAAUGGAUUUAGUAAUGUUAAAAAGGUAAUCAUUAAGAGAACAACAUUUCAUAAAAAUAAUAAAAUUGUUUUGUUCAUGCUGUGGAAGUUGCCAUGUCGAAAUGAAGGGAAACUUGAAUUAUUUCUGUAUUCUUUCCGUGAUCAGCACUAGAAGAAACUACCGUGUGUUUUUAGCUGAGAAUGAUGGGAAGUGUAGUUAAAUACUUCUGGAAAGGAAAAUGGGGAAAAACAGGACUAACCAAACCUGUAGGCAGAGGUUCAUAACAGAGGAAGUGAGCUUCUUGAAAUCUACUGUUUACACUUUGGACAUGAACAUUUCUAAGAAGCAAUUUGCUGGCCAUCUCACAGUGUGAAUAGAUACUGUAGGCUAAAAACUGCUGUGCUGUUUUCUGAAUGGUAGAUGUGCACUCCAGAAUGUUGUUACCUCUUGCAAAAUCCUAAAUAUUAGAGCUUUCUGGCUCACUUUACCAAACAAUCACAGUCUGAUUUAGAUAUGUGCCAACUGAUUUUAAUAAAAUAGAAUUUACUAUGUUAUGGCACCAGUCCGCAAACCUUAGCACAUACCCAAGUUUAGAGUGGGGUGGCAGGAGUAAUUUUCUCAUAUGCAGUUUCUGAUAAGACAUUUGCAUUUAUCAUUGCUCUGCUUGAAGAAGGGGGUAUAGCUCAGUAGCAAAGCCCAUGUAGACAGGUUCAACCUCCAGUAUCUCCCAGAAAGGCUGUGAAAAGCCUAUCUUUGAAAACUUGCACAAAUACUGCUAGAGAAGAGCAGAACAGAGGAUGGUGCUUACAGGAGUUGUAGAAAGCACUUUAGGAAGAAAGCAUUUUAGGGAGGUUGAAUUACAAUUUCAGAAGAUACUGGAAUAUUUAGAACUGAUGAGUUUGUCUGUCCCCAUCAUAGGUUAUCUACUGGGGAGACCUAAACUAUUUUACUGUUGGACCUGAAUCAGGAGUCAAGCAGAAGUGUGUGGGUCAGGGGGAUAGUCUCAUCCAAACCUUUCUGAAAGUGAGCUGCCACCACCCAUUCAAGUACCUUGCUAGUUGUCACAUGCUGACAGAUCUUGUGACUAAAUGCAUCUGAGGAAGUAGACUUAAGUCUAUGAAAGCUUAUGCUGCCAACGUCUUUAGUUAGUCUCAAAGGUGCUACAAGAUCUCUCUACAUACAGAUCAUGUGACUGUUGUGAGUCCAAGAGACAUCUCAAGAUGUGGCAGUGCUUAACUGUAGAAAGUAUAUGGAAACCAGUCAAGAGGCAACCCUACAGAAGAAAGCUUUUUGAGCCUUAUUGCUUCAGGCAAAGGAUGCAUAUGGACUGUAAAAAUAAUACAUUUUGAUGCCACUUAGUGCUGUAGCUCCAUCCUAUGGAAUCCUAGGAUUUGUAGUUUUACAAGGUCUUUAGCAUUCUCUGCCAAAGGGUGUUGGUACCUCACAAAACAACAACUCCUAGGAUUCUGUAUCCAUGACAGUUAAAGUGGUGUCAAACUGAAUUAUUUCUACAGUGUAGAUUCACCCUAAGAGAAAUGCGGUUGAACUGAAAUCCAUAUGAAGAAGAAAUAUUGAUUUUUUAAUAUAUAUUGGUGAAUGACAUUCUUGUUUUGGAAAUUUCUUUUGAGAGCCUAUACUUCCACCUCUCCAGAUGGGUACCUGCCCUCCUUUCUUUGUUGGUGAAUACUUCUUGUCUAUGAACAUAUAUCUCUGCAUUUUAUAACUGUAUUUUGAAUAAUAAAAUUGCUGUAUUUUUUUAAAGGGA
Messenger RNA from Sceloporus undulatus (fence lizard), 3943 nucleotides. It is a transcript of the gene TAMM41, whose product is annotated as TAM41 mitochondrial translocator assembly and maintenance homolog. Gene Ontology annotation, biological process: CDP-diacylglycerol biosynthetic process; cardiolipin biosynthetic process. Gene Ontology annotation, molecular function: phosphatidate cytidylyltransferase activity. The transcript is spliced from 7 exons. Bases 312 to 824 code for a protein of 170 amino acids. The record is from RefSeq and is a predicted model, not a curated record. NCBI's taxonomy places the organism in Eukaryota, Metazoa, Chordata, Lepidosauria, Squamata, Phrynosomatidae. Gene Ontology annotation, cellular component: mitochondrion.